This is a messenger RNA of Pongo pygmaeus (Bornean orangutan), 4208 nucleotides long. It is a transcript of the gene CDC25B, whose product is annotated as cell division cycle 25B. Gene Ontology annotation, molecular function: protein tyrosine phosphatase activity. Bases 1259 to 3064 code for a protein of 601 amino acids. Gene Ontology annotation, biological process: positive regulation of G2/M transition of mitotic cell cycle; positive regulation of G2/MI transition of meiotic cell cycle; protein dephosphorylation. The transcript has 15 exons. Gene Ontology annotation, cellular component: cytoplasm; nucleus. The record is from RefSeq and is a predicted model, not a curated record. Lineage: Eukaryota; Metazoa; Chordata; Mammalia; Primates; Hominidae.
AAGAAUCGCUUGAACCCGGGUGGUGGAGGUUGUAGUGGGCAGAGAUCGCCACUGCACUCCAGCCGGGUUGACAGAGGGAGACUCCAUCUCAAAAAAACAAAACAAAACAAAAAAAGAUAAUUGGAAGAUGCUCCGCUUAAAACGAAUGACAAAUUCAGCCUCUCUGGUCUGGUCAUCAAAGAAACACCAAUUAAAUAAUAUGGUGCCAUUGGCACCAAGUUAGCCAAAUCAUCAAUGGGCGUGAUACUUAAUUCGCUUCUCUGGUUGCUGACACCCUCCUCGACCCCCAGCCGCGGAAAUCCAUUCCUAGUUCCACCGUUUAGAGCCUCUACUGAGGCUGCCGCGAAAAUUGGGCCGGUUGGGAUAACAUCUAACCUGGGGUCCCCCGAAAGCGCCCAUCAGUUCCGCUUGGGGGCCCCACUGCCCUCCCACCUCCUACGCUGGGCGCUCCGCCUGCGAAUGACGUUUUGCUGCUGCUCAGCGCAGCCAGUCGCGGAGGCGGGGAGGCUGCGCGGUCAGAGGCGCCUGGAGCGAGCGAAUCCUGGCCUACAGCCUGCCCAACCGCGUGACCUUGAUUGAGUUAAUGAACUUCACGCCUCAACGUCCAGGUCUGUAAAAUGGGGUAUCUAACGCAGACCGUACAGCCCAGCUGGGUUUAGCAAACUUCCGGGAGCCGGUUGGAGCCUCUCCCCGUCCCUAGCGGUGAUCCCAGGUGACGACAUGCCGUGGGGGGUCCUGCGGAGGCCACCCUAGGGCGUUGCUGCUGCCUUUGGGAGUGUGGAGCUCCAAACCAUGUCGCGAGAGGCGGAUUUUGGGAGGCCAGGAUCCUCGCGCCAGGGGGAUGUGCGAGUGUGUGGGAUAAAUCUUAAUUCCUCCGGCCCACCGAAAGCCUGGAAAUCCAGCCUCCGCGCCUCUUGCCCUGCGGGCCCCGCCCUCAAUCCCGCCCUCAUCUAACCCGCUACCCCAUUGGUGGCCUCCGGCGGCGCGGCUGCUGUUAUUUUUCGAAUAUAUAAGGAGGUGGAAGUGGCAGCUGCAACUAGAGGCUUCCCAGGCUGGUGCCUGAGUCCCGCGUCCCUCGCCCCCUACCCUCCCCGCAUCCCUCUCCUCCCUCGCGCCUGGCCCUGUGGCUCUUCCUCCCUCCCUCCCUUCCCUCCCCCACCCCUCGCCCGCUGCCUCCCUCGGCCCAGCCAGCUGUGCCGGCGUUUGUUGGCUGCCCUGCGCCCGGCCCUCCAGCCAGCCUUCUGCCGGCCCCGCCGCGAUGGAGGUGCCCCAGCCGGAGCCCGCGCCAGGCUCGGCUCUCAGUCCAGCGGGCGUGUGCGGUGGCGCCCAGCGUCCGGGCCACCUCCCGGGCCUCCUGCUGGGAUCUCAUGGCCUCCUGGGGUCCCCGGUGCGCGCGGCCGCUUCCUCGCCGGUCACCACCCUCACCCAGACCAUGCACGACCUCGCCGGGCUCGGCAGCCACAGCCGCCUGACGCGCCUAUCCCUGUCUCGACGGGCAUCUGAAUCCUCCCUGUCGUCUGAAUCCUCCGAAUAUUCUGAUGCAGGUCUCUGCAUGGAUUCCCCCAGUCCUAUGGAUCCCCAGAUGGCAGAGCAGACGUUUGAACAGGCCAUCCAGGCAGCCAGCCGGGUCAUUCGAAACGAGCAGUUUGCCAUCAGACGCUUCCAGUCUAUGCCGGUGAGGCUGCUGGGCCACAGCCCCGUGCUUCGGAACAUCACCAACUCCCAGGCGCCCGACGGCCGGAGGAAGAACGAGGCGGGCAGUGGAGCUGCCAGCAGCUCUGGGGAAGACAAGGAGAAUGUGCGCUUCUGGAAGGCAGGAGUGGGAGCUCUCCGGGGAGAGGAGGGGGCAUGCUGGAGUGGUUCCCUGGCAUGUGAGGACCUUCCUCUCCCAUCUUGGCUGCAGGAUGGAUUUGUCUUCAAGAUGCCAUGGAAGCCCACACAUCCCAGCUCCACCCAUGCUCUGGCAGAGUGGGCCAGCCGCAGGGAAGCCUUUGCCCAGAGACCCAGCUCGGCCCCCGACCUGAUGUGUCUCAGUCCUGAGCGGAAGAUGGAAGUGGAGGAGCUCAGCCCCCUGGCCCUAGGUCGCUUCUCUCUGACCCCUGCAGAGGGGGAUACUGAGGAAGAUGAUGGAUUUGUGGACAUCCUAGAGAGUGACUUAAAGGACGAUGAUGCAGUUCCCCCAGGCAUGGAGAGUCUCAUUAGUGCCCCACUGGUCAAGACUUUGGAAAAGGAAGAUGAACAGGACCUCGUCAUGUACAGCAAGUGCCAGCGGCUCUUCCGCUCUCCAUCCAUGCCCUGCAGCGUGAUCCGGCCCAUCCUCAAGAGGCUGGAGCGGCCCCAGGACAGGGACACACCCGUGCAGAAUAAGCGGAGGCGGAGCGUGACCCCUCCUGAGGAGCAGCAGGAGGCUGAGGAACCUAAAGCCCGCGUCCUCCGCUCCAAAUCACUGUGUCACGAUGAGAUCGAGAACCUCCUGGACAGUGACCACCGAGAGCUGAUUGGAGAUUACUCUAAGGCCUUCCUCCUACAGACAGUAGAUGGAAAGCACCAAGACCUCAAGUACAUCUCACCAGAAACGAUGGUGGCCCUGUUGAUGGGCAAGUUCAGCAACAUCGUGGAUAAGUUUGUGAUUGUAGACUGCAGAUACCCCUAUGAGUAUGAAGGCGGGCACAUCAAGACUGCGGUGAACUUGCCCCUGGAACGCGACGCCGAGAGCUUCCUGCUGCAGAGCCCCAUCACACCCUGUAGCCUGGACAAGAGAGUCAUUCUCAUUUUCCACUGUGAAUUCUCAUCUGAGCGUGGGCCCCGCAUGUGCCGUUUCAUCAGGGAACGAGACCGUGCUGUCAACGACUACCCCAGCCUCUACUACCCCGAGAUGUAUAUCCUGAAAGGCGGCUACAAGGAGUUCUUCCCUCAACACCCGAACUUCUGUGAACCCCAGGACUACCGGCCCAUGAACCACGAGGCCUUCAAGGAUGAGCUAAAGACCUUCCGCCUCAAGACUCGCAGCUGGGCUGGGGAGCGGAGCCGGCGGGAGCUCUGUAGCCGGCUGCAGGACCAGUGAGGGGCCUGCAUCAGUCCUGCUACCUCCCUUGCCUUUCGAGGCCUGAAGCCAGCUGCCCUAUGGGCCUGCCGGGCUGAGGGCCUGCCGGAGGCCUCAGGUGCUGUCCAUGGGAAAGAUGGUGUGGGUGUCCUGCCUGUCUGCCCCAGCCCCGAUUCCCCUGUGUCAUCCCAUCAUUUUCCAUAUCCUGGUGCCCCCCACCCCUGGAAGAGCCCAGUCUGUUCAGUUAGUUAAGUUGGGUUAAUACCAGCUUAAAGGCAGUAUUUUGUGUCCUCCAGGAGCUUCUUGUUUCCUUGUUAGGGUUAACCCUUCAUCUUCCUGUGUCCUGAAACGCUCCUUUGUGUGUGUGUCAGCUGAGGCUGGGGGAGAGCCAUGGUCCCUGAGGAUGGGUCAGCGCUAAACUCCUUCCUGGCCUGGGAGUCAGCGCUCUGCCCUGUGUACUUCCCGGGCCAGGGCUGCCCCUAACCUCUGUAGGAACCGUGGUAUGUCUGCCAUGUUGCCCCUUUCUCUUUUCCCCUUUCCUGUCCCACCAUAUGAGCACCUCCAGCCUGAACAGAAGCUCUUACUCUUUCCUAUUUCAGUGUUACCUGUGUGCUUGGUCUGUUUGACUUUAUACCUAUCUCAGGACACUUCCAUAGACUGUUUAGGUUCCCCUGUCAAAUAUCAGUUACCCACUCGGUCCCAGUUUUGUUGCCCCAGAAAGGGAUGUUAUUAUCCUUGGGGGCUCCCAGGGCAAGGGCUAAGGCCUGAAUCGUGAGCCUGCUGGAAGCCCAGCCCCUACUGCUGUGAACCCUGGGGCCUGACUGGUCAGAACUUGCUGCUGUCUUGUUGCGGAUGGAUGGAAGGUUGGAUGGAUGGGUGGAUGGCCGUGGAUGCACAGUGCCUUGCACACCCAAACCAGGUGGGAGCGUUUUGUUGAGCAUGACAGCCUGCAGCAGGAAUAUAUGUGUGUCUAUUUGUGUGGACAAAAAUCUUUACACUUAGGGUUUGGAACUAUUCAAGAGGAAAUGUCACAGAAGCAGCUAAACCAAGGACUGAGCACCCUCUGGAUUCUGAAUCUCAAGAUGGGGGCAGGGCUGUGCUUGAAGGCCCUGCUGAGUCAUCUGUUAGGGCCCUGGUUCAAUAAAGCACUGAGCAAGUUGAGAAA